AUGGAGCUGCCGCCCAACACCACAUGCUACCUCAUCCCAUACACAAUGAAGCGAGGCAGCUACGGUGAGUUCAGCAUUUCAGCGUAUCCGGAUAUGGCUAAGGUGACACUUACGCCGAUGCGUGGUGCGGGUCUGAGGCGCGAGCCGUUGACAACAGAAGUGACGCUAACGCCUGGAAGUGAGGAGGAGACACGCGUGGACUUCCUCCUCGACGAUCCGUGCGAUGUUCACGUGCUGCUGCGGCAGACAAAGGUGAGUGAUCCGGCAUCUGUGAAGAAAAGCGACGUCCUGGCAGAGGACGAAUUGUCGAUGGCUGUGUACAACGAGUACGGCAUAAAGGUGGCGGCGAGGGAUGUAACAAAUGCCCGCGAGCAGGCGCUCGUAUUUCGUGUUGCGCAGGGUGGACGGUACUCCGUUAUGAUAGCCUGCCGCGGCAGCUCCAAGUCUGUCAGCUGUCCGUGCCAGCUGUCUAUCUACACGCCGAAGGAGACCGGUGUAAACUUUGUCCCGGUUCCGCCGGACGCAAAGCCGUUCUCGCAGCAGCUGCGCCUCCCAAUGCUCCCGCGCAGUGCGCCGAAUGGCGGUCGUACCGCAAGCCGUGAGCGUACUUUCAGCCGUGAGCGUACCUUCAGCCGCGAGCGGGCGUACAGUCGCGAUCGGUUGUUGCGGCGCAGCGACUCGCUGCCGCCGAUUCAAGGUGAUACGCGUGGCCAGCGCGGCAGCCAAAGCGGCAUGCUCGCACCGCAUCGCCCGAGCAAGGGCCGCAUGUGA
Molecule: messenger RNA, 771 nt
Organism: Trypanosoma grayi
Lineage: Eukaryota; Euglenozoa; Kinetoplastea; Trypanosomatida; Trypanosomatidae
Product: putative calpain-like cysteine peptidase, putative,cysteine peptidase, Clan CA, family C2
Exons: 1
Coding region: 1-771 (256 amino acids)
Source: RefSeq, a predicted model, not a curated record